Messenger RNA from Dendronephthya gigantea, 1088 nucleotides. Its product is annotated as iodotyrosine deiodinase 1-like. The transcript is spliced from 2 exons. The record is from RefSeq and is a predicted model, not a curated record. The coding region runs from base 42 to 923 and encodes 293 amino acids. Gene Ontology annotation, molecular function: oxidoreductase activity. NCBI's taxonomy places the organism in Eukaryota, Metazoa, Cnidaria, Anthozoa, Malacalcyonacea, Nephtheidae.
UACUUUCUAGUGAAGAAUCUACUUGUGGUAUCUAGUGAAGAAUGUUGGAUUUAAAGAACAGCAUAGAAUUAUACGCUCCAUUUCUGAGCAACUACUGGCGCCAUUUGUUGUCUAUAGGUGUUGCUUACCUCCUAGCAUUGUAUUUCCUUCGUAUAUCAAAACGGAGGGUAGAUGCACCUGACAAAUCCAACGCGUGUGAUGAAGCUAUUGUUCAAGAUUCAACAGAGAAUUUGGCACAAGUCUUCAAAAGUGAGGAAGAAAGUGAGCAGAUACCCUACCAACACCAAAAUAUGUUGUCAGAAAAAGAAAUGCAGAAAAAAGCACAAGAUUUUUACAACUUCAUGAACCAAAGACGUUCUGUAAGGUUCUUCAAUAAAGACCAAAUUCCAUCCCUUGAUAUUAUAAAGACCAUCAUUCACACAGGUAGCACGGGCCCCUCAGGAGCCCAUAUGCAACCAUGGACCUUUGUUGUAAUUUCUGAUGUGAAGGUUAAAAGAGAAAUUAGGAAAAUUGUUGAGGAUGAAGAGGAAAUUAAUUAUCGUCAACGAAUGGGUUCCCAGUGGGUUAAUGCCCUCAAGCCAUUGAACACAAACUGGUGUAAACCAUAUCUUGAAAAUGCACCAUAUUUGAUAGUUGUGUUUAAGCAGGUAUAUAAGAUAACACCUGAUGGCAAACAACCUACAUAUUAUAAUGAAAUAAGCACAUGUAUUGCUACUGGUAUCCUACUGGCUGCAAUUCAUAAUGCUGGUCUGGUCACAGUCACCACAACACCACUGAACUGUGGUCCCAGACUGCGUAUUUUGUUGAACAGACCAGUUAAUGAAAAACUACUGGUGCUUUUACCAGUUGGGUUUCCAGCCCAAGAUGCAACAGUCCCAGAUCUGAAGAGAAAACCGCUUGAGCAGGUUAUGGUUCAUAUCUGAAAAAACAGUUGGGUCACCAAUGAACAACUAAGUCAACUACUGGAGACAUACCUACUCUUAAUCCAAGACUGGAUUAUUAGCAAAGCAAAUCUUAUUUUAUAUAUAACAAAGCAAAUCUUAUUCUCAUAUGUAACAUAAAAUUAAUAAUAUCAAUCAAAUUGAAAG